UUGCUAUGGUCUGUUGGCUAAUCUGUCAUUUGUCAUCUCUCCAAAUUAUUUUAGGUUAUAUUUCUAUUUUCUAUAUUUAAAAAGUUGUCAUUUCUAGUCAUUCCUCAAUUCCAAUUUUCUAAAAUAGAUUGCUAUAUUUAGUCAGAUUUAGUAGAAUUAUUAUGGAAAAUAAAACUGAUAUUUUAGACGAUCGUAAAUUAUGGAUUGGCAGUUUGGACCCAAGAGUCACCGAGUAUCAACUUUUGAAACUCGUCCAAAUAUAUGGCAAAAUCGAGAAGUUUGACUUGAUAUUCCAUCGUACCGGUCCAUUAGCAGGCCAACCAAGAGGAUAUGCCUUUGUAACAUAUAUGAAAUCAGAAGAUGCCUUAAAAGCCAAAGAAUCUCUUAACGGAAAAUUAGUUGGACAAAGGAAGAUUGCAGUUACAUGGGCUCAUAGUGCCGAUGAGGAUUACCUUCCUGUCCCUAAACCGAAACCUGAAAUUUCAAUUCCUGCCUUAGCUUUGUCCAAAGAUUCCAAAAAGACUGAUCGAGUUUCACAAAUUCAAGCCAUCGAAGCUAAAUUGAAACUCAUGGAACAGAAGAAAGACGAGUUGAAAAUAAAUGAUUCUUUAUCGACUAAAACGCCUGUCAUACAACAAUUUCAAUUUAAUAAAGAAAAGCCUUGUGGAACUACUUCCAAGAAUUUCAAGUCACGAAUAAAUGAUAGACAUAAGAAACCAUAUAGUAAAAGAAAACCAUAAAAGUAGAGCAAUUAGGAGUCAUGUUAUUUAUUUUAGUUAUAAUUAGUUUUAUUAAAUUUUAAUUUAAGAGAAUCAUGAAAAUACAUUGUCAUUAUCUAGUACUUAUCUUUCAUAAAUCAUUGCUGUACAAAAUUAUAUUGUUUUUAUCAUUCUGUGGCCAUUUUUUUUUGUUAAACUGUAAAUAAUGUGUGAAUUAAUUAAACAUGUUUUAUGUGCUAAUAAAUUACUGUUUUUA
This is a messenger RNA of Sitophilus oryzae (rice weevil), 975 nucleotides long. RefSeq names its product probable RNA-binding protein 18. Bases 162 to 740 code for a protein of 192 amino acids. The record is from RefSeq and is a predicted model, not a curated record. The transcript has 3 exons. Lineage: Eukaryota; Metazoa; Arthropoda; Insecta; Coleoptera; Curculionidae. Gene Ontology annotation, molecular function: RNA binding.